Messenger RNA from Nerophis lumbriciformis (worm pipefish), 2877 nucleotides. NCBI's taxonomy places the organism in Eukaryota, Metazoa, Chordata, Actinopteri, Syngnathiformes, Syngnathidae. The record is from RefSeq and is a predicted model, not a curated record.
AUGAUGCAACAUGUGUCCCCAGCACCUGCAGUGAUAAUGAUGGCCACCCAGCACGUUCCUCCACCAUCGUACCAGGAGAGCACUCAGAUGACCGGCACAACCCAGCAGAACAACAAGACCACACAGGUCCAUAUCCCAGCAGCAUCUGCAGGAGGGAAUAACUCUGUCAGCGUGACCCUUGACCCACAAACCCAGCUCGAGUCUGACAAGAGGGCUGUUUACAGACAUCCGUUGUUUCCACUACUGGCAUUGUUGUUUGAGAAAUGUGAGCAGGCUACACAAGGAUCUGAGUGCAUCACGUCGGCCAGCUUUGAUGUCGACAUUGAAAACUUUGUACACCAGCAGGAGCGGGAUCAUAAGCCUUUCUUCAGUGAAGAUCCGGAGCUGGAUAAUUUGAUGGUUAAAGCUAUUCAAGUAUUGCGGAUCCACUUACUGGAGCUAGAGAAAGUGAAUGAACUGUGUAAGGAUUUCUGCAACCGAUACAUUACCUGCCUCAAAACUAAGAUGCAUAGUGACAACCUUCUUCGAAACGACCUGGGUGGACCCUAUUCUCCUACGCACACCAGUCUCAGCAUGCAGCAGGAACUAAAUCCAACCUCCUCUCCGUCUAUGACUUCUGUGUCCAACUCUGACAACCCUCCAGGGAUUGUAGCACCCAGUGGAGGUUUGCAACAGGGCAACGUUUCUAUGACAACAAUAAACUCUCAAAUGGUAUCAGGUGGGAGCCUGUAUCAGCCGGUUGCCAUGGUGACAUCACAAGGACAAGUUUUAACUCAGGCACUGCCACCAGGAACCAUUCAGAUCCAGAACUCACAGUUAAAUGUUGAUCUGUCAGCCCUGUUGGACAGUGAAGACAAGAAGUCAAGGAAUAAGAGGGGCGUCCUUCCCAAACAAGCCACCAACAUCAUGCGCUCGUGGCUCUUUCAGCAUCUCAUGCACCCGUACCCAACAGAGGAUGAGAAAAGGCAGAUUGCAGCACAAACAAGCUUGACACUUUUGCAAGUGAAUAACUGGUUCAUUAAUGCACGUCGGCGUAUUCUACAGCCUAUGUUGGAUGCCAGUAACCCGGACCCAGCUCCUAAAGCAAAGAAGAUGAAGUCCCAGCAUCGGCCCACACAGCGUUUCUGGCCUGACUCCAUUGUGGCUGGUGUUUUUCAGACACACAGAUCUCAAACAGGAAACAAUCCAGACGAUCCGCUUAGCUUGGACAGUCUCCAGUCGCUGUCAUCAGACUCUGCCACUCUGGCUAUGCAGCAAGCCAUGCUGGGAGCCGACGACUCCAUGGAUGGCACAGAGGAAGAGGAUGAAGAUGACGAGGAGGAGGAAGAAGAGGGAAUGGAGGACGAGGAAGAGGACGAGGAUGGAGAGCACGAAAACAGUAGGGGAAGGCCAAUGCCUGGCGGAGGAGCGGGGAGAAGAGAUCUGAGCAUGGAGCACACAGAUGAACUGGAGUACUUUGCUUUUGGCCAAGGACAGCCAAAAGCGUUCAAAAUGUCAAUUGCCAAGGAAGCGGCAAAGGCCAUGCUAUCUGAUGCCCUUUUGCCGGACAAUGUGGUGCUAAACCGGAUCAGCCAUCUGGACCUGGAACUUCCUCUGGACAGGGUCAUCAAAUAUGUUUCUGUUGGCCUCCCACUGUUACUGGUCUCCAUGGCCUUUGCACGUGAGGUGUCCCUUGGUCCACAAAUCAGCUGUUUCCCUCCGAGCAAUUUCACAAUGAAGCAGGCCAGCUAUGUGGAUACAUACUGCUGGGACUCCCUCAUGCAUCACGAGUUUGAUAGCAAUGGAAACUUUGAGGAGCGCUCCCUUUGGGUACACAAAAUGUUCCCUUAUUCUCUCCUGGCUAUGGCAGUUUUAAUGUAUCUGCCGGCUCUCAUCUGGCGCCAGCUUGUUGUGCCUUCACUGGGCUCAGAUUUGCUCUUCAUUAUUGAUGAACUCGACAAGUCAUACAACCGCUCCAUUCGAUUGGCUCAGAGCAUACUGGAUAUGCGCCAGAAUACCAACAACCCAUUAACAUUUCAGGCAGAGCUGCAGAGAGCAAAGAGGAAGAGAUACUUUGAGUACCCUCUACUGGAGAGAUAUAUGCAGUGCAAGCAAAACUCCUACUUCCUCGUGAGCAUGCUAUUCCUGCGCGGCUUCCUCCUGUUGACCUUCAUGACGGCCGCCUGUCUUUAUCUUGCCUACUUCCACCUGUCAGCCUUCCUGCAGGAUGAAUUCAGCUGUUUUGUCCGUAGCGGCAUGCUACGGGAUCAGAACUGGAUUCCUGAGCUUGUUCAAUGUAAAAUGAUCGGCCAAUUGGUCUUUCAGGUGAUAAGUGUGGCUAACGGUGCCAUCUAUGUUCUGUUGGCGCCAAUUGUCCUCUUCAGUAUCAUUAGGCUCUUUGUUUGGGACACCACCUUCAUCUCUGUAUACGAGGUCCUUCCCGCGCUGGAUGUCCUGAACCAACGUAGGCCAGGAUGCCCUCUGAAUGAUCUCAAUGUGCUCCUUCUCUUCCUGCGGGUCAAUGUUGCACACUUAAAGUCAUAUGGGAAAGUUAGGGCUUUGUGCUCUCUGGCACCACCGAUGGUGGGUAACACUACAGCAGGACAAGGACUGAACGCGAUGCUAAGCCAAGAGGAGAUUGAAGAACAGGAGGAGGCCGCAAUGGAGUUUACAGAGGAGGUCCUGGAAGCUAAAGAGGAAGGGAAGUUCAACCUUGUGGAUCUCAUGACUAUACUUGGAGCGGCACAGGGAAGAGUUGUAAACUGCAAUGAACAGAGGCCAAUGGUGGAGGAGAAUAUGAGUUUUGGUACCGUAACACUGAUCUUCACCCUCAAAUGCAUUCUACUAGUGGCUAUUUUAACCUACAUCAUUUGGGAUGCACAGAAAUUCUUUAAGUGA